AUGCCUACCUUGAUGCCGGAAUCCGACUCGGAAGACGAGCUACCUCCAGCAUGGGAAGAACGCGCAACCAGUGAUGGCUUGGUGUACUACGUAAACCACCAAAGCAAGAGCACCCAAUGGACGCAUCCGCGGACGGGCAAAAUUAAGCGUGUGUCUGGGGAAUUGCCCAUUGGAUGGACGCGACACAUCGAAGAAGAAACUCAUAAAGUGAUCUUCGUGGAAGAGAAGACCCAACGCAAGUCGUAUACUGAUCCGAGGCUCGCUUUUGCCGUUGAGGAAGCUCCAACACAGAUUGGAGAAUUGCGCCAGCGUUUCGAUAGUGGAACUAAUGCCUUGCAAGUACUUCAUGGUCGCGAUUUGUCCGGUAAAGUAGCACUAAUAACGGGAGCAAACACCGGUAUUGGGUUCGAGACGGCCCGCUCGUUAGCCUUACACGGUUGUGAGGUGGUAUUCGCCUGUCGUGAUGAAGUUGGAAGCAGAGCAGCAAUCGGUAGGAUUCUUGCCGAAAAAGAAGCUGCUGGAAAACGAUGCAAAUUUGUUCCAUUAGAUUUAGCCAGCUUACACUCGACCAAACUGGCUGCGGAGGAAGUAAAAAAAAAUUACAAUCAUAUCGACAUGUUAGUGCUGAAUGCGGGCGUAUUUGCCUUGCCUCAUUCCCUUACGGAAGACGGUUUGGAGCAAACAUUCCAGGUGAACCAUCUAUCGCAUUUCUAUCUAACUAAUCUGCUGUCGGAUGUGUUUAAUGUGACAACGCGCGUGAUUGUGGUUUCCUCGGAAUCGCAUCGGAUGAGCUCGUUACCGGUCAGUGGAUUAAGCGAAAGUGAUCUCUGUCCACAGCACCAUAAGUUCUGGAGUAUGAUGGCGUACAACAAUUCCAAACUUUGCAACGUGCUGUUCGCAUUCGAGUUAGCAAAGCGCUGGAAGCCAAGGGGCAUCUCAGUAUUUGUUCUUCAUCCUGGCAACAUGGUGUCAUCAUCCCUUUCCAGAAAUUGGUGGUUUUAUCGCUUUCUUUUUGGUUUGGUACGCCCAUUCACCAAGUCAUUGCAACAAGCCGCCAGCACAACCGUCUUUUGUGCUACAGCCCACGAAUUAACCGGUUUGACUUCAUUGUAUUUCAACAAUUGCUACGUAUGUGAACCAUCUGGUGCAUCUAAAAACGAGCAACUUCAGCAAGAAUUGUGGGAAUUAAGUGACAAAAUGGUUCAGCGUUUGAUGGGUGAAACUCAAUAA
This is a messenger RNA of Anopheles nili, 1230 nucleotides long. RefSeq names its product WW domain-containing oxidoreductase (gene Wwox). Gene Ontology annotation, molecular function: protein binding. NCBI's taxonomy places the organism in Eukaryota, Metazoa, Arthropoda, Insecta, Diptera, Culicidae. The transcript is spliced from 5 exons. The coding region runs from base 1 to 1230 and encodes 409 amino acids. The record is from RefSeq and is a predicted model, not a curated record.